UUCAGAAUCAUCAGUAUUUGGAGAGAAAAAGAAUGUUAAGGAAAAGCAAAACAUUAAUUUUUAAAUACUUUCUUAAUCUCUUUAAUGGAGCUUUCUUGGUUUUUGGACUUUUACUUAUGGGAUUUGGCACAUGGCUUUUAUUAGAUAGAAAUAAUCUUUUCACAGCUUUGGAUGAAAAUAAUCACUUGAUACUAUAUAUUUUUCGAAUUUUUGGUGGAACUGGAUUGGCUACUGUUCUUCUUUGUCUCUUGGGUUAUUUGGGAAUUCACAAUGAAAUCAGAUGCCUCUUAAUUCUGUAUGCAGUACUGUUGACGUGGGCCUGUGGUGUUCAGGUUGUACUUUCAGCACUCAUCUUCGCAAAGAAAGAGGAGGUUCAUCAAGUAUGGCAUGAAAAAAUUGAUUUAGUCAUUUCUCAAUAUGGAUCUAAAAAUAUGCCUGAAGACAUACCCAAGUGGACUAUUCUGAAUGCUGUACAGAGAACAUUACAGUGUUGUGGCCAAGACAAUUACACAGAUUGGAUGAAGAAUAAGAAUAAAGAAAAUUCAGAACAAGUGCCAUGUUCUUGCACAAAUUCUACAUUAAGAAAGUGGUUUUGUGAUGAGCCACUGAAUGCAACUUACCUAGAGGGUUGUGAAAAUAAAAUCAACACAUGGUAUAAUGCUAAUGCUUUAACAUUACUUGGAAUUAACUUUGGACUUCUGGCUUCAGAGGUUUUGCAAGUCUCAUUAACUGUUUCUUUCUUCAGACAUAUUGGGAAUAGAAUAUAUGCAGAAAAGUAAUUUUGGAUUUUAAUUUGUCCAGAGGAACCAGUUAAUUCUCAAAAUAAUCACAUGUAUUCUUUUAUUCCAAAAUAAGGUUUUGAUUUACAUUAAUUAAGUUUAGGACUUAUUGAAGUCAUUGGUUAUAUGUAAUAUAGAAUUAUUGAGUAUUAUAAUAAAUUACUCCAUGAAAUUUUUAUCAGUUUGGUUUUUCAAAAUAUCAAAUUCUGCAGUUCAGAACUUUAUGUUGACUUAUUUUCUGAAUUCAGAGGCUAUCAUUGCAUAUACUGAAUUCAAAAUGUGGUGAAGUAUCACAUGUUUUUAGUUUCUUAUGUAGAAAAAAUACCUGUAUAAUGUUCAGAAAAUACUAAUUAAAUAAGCAAUUAUAACAUGUACUUUACAUGUGCAAAUUUUAAGGAAAGAACACUGAUUUAUAGGAGAUUUAAGAGAAAGAUUGAACUUCAUGACACUGAUCUUUAAACUGAAUUAAUCAUUAAUUUUUCUCUUCUGAUAAUGCUUGCAAGUGGAUAAUAAUAAACUUAAAAUUUUAGAGAUUUGGAUAUACUUUGGUGGCAAUAAUAUAUUAAAAUAACAAUAAAUUUUUAACUGUGGCAAAAAUAUUCUAUUCUAAAUGAUCACUGAA
Molecule: messenger RNA, 1401 nt
Organism: Equus quagga
Lineage: Eukaryota; Metazoa; Chordata; Mammalia; Perissodactyla; Equidae
Gene: TSPAN19
Product: tetraspanin 19
Exons: 8
Coding region: 33-779 (248 amino acids)
Cellular component (GO): membrane
Source: RefSeq, a predicted model, not a curated record